Plasmodium cynomolgi strain B is the source of this 861-nucleotide messenger RNA. RefSeq lists its product as hypothetical. NCBI's taxonomy places the organism in Eukaryota, Apicomplexa, Aconoidasida, Haemosporida, Plasmodiidae. The record is from RefSeq and is a predicted model, not a curated record. The annotation marks the transcript as partial. The transcript is spliced from 2 exons.
AUGUCGAAAAACAUAACGGACAUUGAAAAUUGGAAAGAUGAUUAUCCUUUCCUAGAUGCAGUUUGGACUACCUAUAAUGGAUUUGAUAAGGCUUUGGUUGAUGAUGAAGAUAAAAAUAAAUAUUCUGUAUUAUGUAAUCAAAUAAUAAAUCAAUCGAAAGGUGAUUUAAGGAUUCACACUGAUAUUUGUACGAAACUUAUGAGAAAUUUAGGAUAUUUUUCUAUAGAUUCAAAAGUUUAUCAGCUUACACAUGAGCGUUGUAAUAUUUUAUUCAACUGGAUAUAUAAAUCAAUAAAUGAAAAGAAAAUUACUGAUAAUAUUAUUAAUAAAUGUUUUGAAAUGUAUGAUUCACAAAUGAGUUCUAUGGGAAAUAAAAUAAAAUGUUAUUUUUAUUCAAAUAUUAAAAUUCAUGAACCAAUAAAUAUAACAUUAUUAGAUAUUUUUAAUGAUAAACUAUCUACUAUUAUAACUGCUUUAAUGAAUAAAGAUACUUCUAUUAGUACUAAAGGUCGAAAUUUCGUUUGUGAAUAUGUUAAGCUAUAUAAACGUAUGAAUGAUAAAUACUGUAUAGAUGGACGUGGAAUAAAUGAAGAAUACUCAAAUACAUGUUUAAAAUUAAAUCAGUUUAAGACGUCAUAUAUGUGGACUCUUUAUAGCAAAAGUGAUUUAAGUCCUAUUAUACCAUCAUUAGAUAAUAUAGAUAAGGAUUUAUUAGCUAAAUGCCGAAAACAUGAAAACAUAUUGCAAUUAUAUUCCAAUACCAAUGAAACUCAAUUGAGUUAUUCAGGAAAUAGUUUAUCUAAUGUUAAUGAAGGACAGAGUAAUUAUUUAGCAGAAGAUACAUCUAUAACUCCUAGAAAU